AAAUUGGGUGACAUCAUCGGAAAAGGUCAUUUUGGAAAAACUGUUGCUAUUAAACGAAUCAGCCUACAGAAGGCGCGGAGUACAGAUAUUCAGGAUACGUUGCAAGAAGCAUCUUUAUUGAGCUCGCUGAUGCACCCAAACAUAGUGAAGUACGAAGGCUUCAUUAAAACACACGAGCAUUUGAAUAUUGUAUUAGAAUACGUUGAAAAUGGGUCACUAUUACACUCACUAAAACAAUACGGACAUGCCCUUCCAGAACACCUUGUAGCAAGAUAUUGUUACGAUAUUCUCCAGGGCCUUGUUUAUCUGCAUGAAAAAGAUGUUGUUCAUUGCGAUUUGAAAGCAGCAAACAUCCUUACCACUAAGUCAGGCGACGUCAAAUUAUCUGAUUUCGGCGUGUCCUUGAAUUUAAAAUUGAAGAAGCAGGAGGAUAACAUUGUUCCAGGCACCCCAUUUUGGAUGGCGCCUGAAGUCAUUGAACUGAAAGGUGCAUCUGUUAAAUCUGAUAUAUGGUCAUUGGGAUGUACUUUAAUAGAAUUAUGCACUGGGAAGCCUCCUUAUGCAGAUUUAUUAACGAUGACGGCAAUGUUUAAGAUUGUGGAGGACGAGAGCCCACCUUUGCCAGUGGGUUUAUCAGACGUAAGUCAAAUUCGGCAUCUAAACGUAGUUUACAGCUUUAUGUAG
This is a messenger RNA of Mycotypha africana, 684 nucleotides long. Its product is annotated as kinase-like domain-containing protein. The transcript is spliced from 4 exons. The annotation marks the transcript as partial. Gene Ontology annotation, molecular function: ATP binding; protein kinase activity. Gene Ontology annotation, biological process: protein phosphorylation. The record is from RefSeq and is a predicted model, not a curated record. NCBI's taxonomy places the organism in Eukaryota, Fungi, Mucoromycota, Mucoromycetes, Mucorales, Mycotyphaceae.